AUGCACAGCAGCACAGGCCGACCGACCGAGCGAUCAGGGACGGCGCAUAGAUACAUAUACAUCUCCAGAUACACAGGAUCCAAAUCCAAAUGGAAUUGCAAUCAAUCAUCGCAUCGCGGAAUCUUGGAUUGGCCGAAGUGUGCCACCCCUCAUAACAUCACGUUCACAAUCUCAACCCCCUCCCCCUCUUCCCUCAACCCAGAUCCUCGAGCAUGGGGGCCGGCGCGGCAACCUUCGCAUUCGCAGGAGCUGAGGAGCAUGACCUUGAGUCGUAUCCUUACAUCUUACAUAUCGCUUCCCGAGCCUUCUCGUCUCGCCGGCGAGGUCACAGUCACACUCUUACCCUCCAUCCGGCGGCUCUGUGAAUCUGUGGAAAGGAAGCAAUUGUCGAUAAGAGGAGACUCAGUUCGACGCCGCCUUCCUCCUCUCGGCCGUUCUCCCCCUCCCCCUCCCCCUCAUAUCACACGACGUUGA
This is a messenger RNA of Amorphotheca resinae ATCC 22711, 474 nucleotides long. RefSeq lists its product as hypothetical. Bases 1 to 474 code for a protein of 157 amino acids. NCBI's taxonomy places the organism in Eukaryota, Fungi, Ascomycota, Leotiomycetes, Helotiales, Amorphothecaceae. The record is from RefSeq and is a predicted model, not a curated record. The transcript has a single exon.